UGCCCGGGUGAAUAUAAAAAUGCAGUUUCCGGCUUUCGAUUCAACUGUUCUCUAGAUUCUUCAGAGGCAGUAGUAUCAGGCAACCUGCUGAGCUGCACCGGGCUACCACACCCAGUCUGUCCAGUCAUGGUGAUGUUCAAGAAGAUCAAGUCUUUUGAGGUGGUCUUUAAUGACCCCGAAAAGGUGUAUGGCAGUGGGGAAAAGGUGGCUGGCCGAGUGGUCGUGGAGGUGUGUGAAGUCACUCGAGUCAAAGCUGUCAGGAUCCUGGCCUGUGGAGUGGCCAGAGUCCUCUGGCUGCAGGGAUCCCAGCAGUGCAAGCAGACCUUGGAUUACCUGCGCUAUGAAGACACGCUUCUCCUGGAAGACGAGCAGACAGGUGAGAAUGAGAUGGUGAUCAUGAGACCUGGAAACAAAUACGAGUACAAGUUUGGCUUCGAGCUCCCGGAGGGACCUCUGGGGACCUCCUUCAAAAGCAAAUAUGGGUGUGUGGACUACUGGGUGAAGGCUUUUCUUGACCGCCCCAGUCAGCCAACUCAGGAGACAAAGAAAAAUUUUGAAGUAAUGGACCUAGUGGAUGUCACUACACCUGAUUUAAUGGCACCUGUGUCUGCUAAGAAGGAAAAGAAAGUUUCCUGCAUGUUCAUUCCUGAUGGGCGGGUGUCUGUCUCCGCCCGCAUUGACAGAAAAGGAUUCUGUGAAGGUGAUGAGAUCUCCAUCCAUGCUGACUUUGAGAAUACCUGUUCCCGCAUCGUGGUCCCCAAAGCUGCCAUUGUUGCCCGACACACUUACCUUGCCAAUGGUCAGACUAAGGUGCUGACACAGAAGCUGUCAUCAGUCAGAGGCAAUCACAUUAUUUCUGGAACAUGUGCAUCAUGGCGUGGCAAGAGCCUUCGGGUGCAGAAAAUCAGGCCUUCUAUCCUGGGCUGCAACAUCCUUCGGGUUGAAUACUCCUUACUGAUCUAUGUUAGUGUUCCUGGCUCUAAGAAAGUCAUCCUUGACCUGCCUUUGGUAAUUGGCAGUAGGUCUGGUCUGAGCAGCAGGACAUCCAGCAUGGCUAGCAGAACCAGCUCUGAGAUGAGUUGGGUAGACCUAAACAUCCCCGACACCCCAGAAGCUCCUCCUUGCUAUAUGGAUAUCAUUCCCGAAGAUCACCGGUUGGAGAGCCCUACCACUCCUUUGCUAGAUGACACAGAUGGCUCUCAAGACAGUCCUAUUUUUAUGUAUGCCCCUGAGUUCAAAUUCAUGCCACCACCAACAUAUACUGAGGUGGAUCCCUGCAUCCUCAACAAUAAUGUGCAGUGAACAUGGGGAAGAAAAGAAGCAGCUGAACCUACUUGUUUCUUUUUGCCUCUCUUACUGGACUCUUUUUCAGAGAUGCAACAGUCUCUACAUGGGGUAGAGUCCACUGCAGCUUCUGACUCCACAAUGUAGGAGGUGAUCAGCAGUCAAACUCCUCGGCCUUAAGGGUGUACACUCACUCAGUCCUCAGUCAGCUGAGUUGUGAUCUAAGAGUGUUUGCUGGAUGGAUUCAAAAACACUCUAGAAAAACUCUAAGUCCAAUCCAUUUUCUUAGAUCGCCUUGAAAACUUUAAGGCAUUUCCAGUAGUUCUGAGUAAGGAAUAGAAAUGGCUUCCUGGUAUAGACUUCCCUCAGGUCUUUUUGGAUGGUAUGCAAAUUGUGAUAACAUCAGAUCUCGAACUUUUGUGCCAUGUGGAACACAGCCAAUUUAUCAGACUUGGAAAAUGAAAGGAGAAAAAAUCAUGGCCAGGAUUUUUGGGAAAAGAAGAUCUUAAAGUCAGUGUUACCUUUUGUAUACAAGUAUAGAAAUGAAAAAGAAACUCUACAGGGCUGAUUUGAUUUGGACUUUGGAGAGAGCUUCCUAUAAGAAUUAAAGGGAAGAAGAUCUCAAGUUGUCUUUGCUUAGAAUGUACUUUAAUCUGGCUUAAAGCAGUAGUAGCCAUGCCCAACUGAAUGUCUUAAAAGCCAUAUAUCUAUUGCACUGUGUUCUCCUGCUGCAAAUAUUCUCGUGUGGGAGAAUGUGGUUGUGUUUUAUGUGACUCCUUGGAAUUGAUUCUAAGGUGAUAUUCUUAGCACUUUAGUUUCUGCAAAAAACUUUUUUCUAUCUAAAUGUAAGCUAAAACUAAUAUGUGAGCACCGACGACAAAAUUUUUCUUCCACUACUACUUUUGAGACUUUGUUCCAGUGUAUAGAAUUCUCUGAUUCUGACACUAUAAACCUAUAGAAAGUGUUGCUGCUAUCACCCUUUUGCCCACUUUGAGUUCUUCAGACCCUAAGGAGAAAUUCCAGAACAAGAUGCCCCAACACUGUGAUCAGAACCUCCAGCCAUUGCCAUGAGAAACUGGAGGGCACAUCUUCACAAGAUCCCCAGGGCUUGCUUUCUGGCCAGUGCUAGGAAACAGGAAUGUCACCAGUGCCUUUCUCUGCAGCCCCUAGCAGUUGGUCAGCCACCCUAAGCCUUAGCACUUUGUUCACUGUCCUGUGUUAGAGCAUUGAAA
Erinaceus europaeus (western European hedgehog) is the source of this 2516-nucleotide messenger RNA. RefSeq names its product thioredoxin interacting protein (gene TXNIP). The transcript is spliced from 9 exons. Gene Ontology annotation, biological process: protein transport. Gene Ontology annotation, cellular component: cytoplasm. Gene Ontology annotation, molecular function: ubiquitin protein ligase binding. Lineage: Eukaryota; Metazoa; Chordata; Mammalia; Eulipotyphla; Erinaceidae. Bases 127 to 1302 code for a protein of 391 amino acids. The record is from RefSeq and is a predicted model, not a curated record.